Lolium perenne is the source of this 1411-nucleotide messenger RNA. RefSeq lists its product as uncharacterized. The record is from RefSeq and is a predicted model, not a curated record. Lineage: Eukaryota; Viridiplantae; Streptophyta; Magnoliopsida; Poales; Poaceae.
AACCCCAUGCCAUUUUACAACACAACACAACAGAAAACACCACUGGUAGACAUUGAUCCUGUGAAACAUCAGCAGGCUAGUGAGCUACACCAAAACACUCUCUAAGAUGUGGUUUCUCGGCCGACUGUCGUUGAGUUUUCACCUGGCUCUCCUCCUCGUCGUUCUCGUUGUGGCAUCGGCGGACGACCCUAGCCUCGCCGAUGGUGGGAUGCUCAUUGACCCCAAGCCUUCACCAAAGCCGAUGCCAAAGCCAUACCCGAAGCCAACACCUAAACCAGAUCCAAAGCCCACCACACCUGCAAAGCCCGAGCCCCACCCAACUCCAGACCACGAUGCAAAGCCGAAGCCGAAGCCCACGCCUACAAUGCCAGAGCCUAAACCCCAGCCAGGACCGUCCAAGCCAAAGCCACCACUAUACUCAGACGAUGUCGUGUCUGACAAGGCAAACCCAAAGCCCGAACCACAACCAAAGCCCAAGACCACCCCAGCAAACCCAAAUCCCAAGCCAACGCCUAAGCCGCAUCCAAACCCAAACCCUAAGCCAGGACCAUCCAAGCCAAAGCCACCGGUACAGGAUGUUGGGUCCGACAAAGCAAACCCAAAGCCUGAACCACAACCAAAGCCCAAGACCACACCAACAAAGCCGGAUCCCAAGCCAACCCCCAAGCCAAUGCCUAAGCCGCAGCCAAAUCCCAACCCUCAGCCAGGACCAUCCAAGCCAAAGCCAUCAGUAAGGGAUGCUCGGUCCGACAAGGCAAACCCAAAGCCCGACCCACAACCGAAGCCCAAGGCCACCCCAGCAAAACCGGAUCCCAAGCCGACCCCCAAGCCAACCCCUAAGCCACAACCAAACCCAAACCCUCAACCGGGACCGUCCAAGCCAAAGCCACCGGUAGAGGAUGUUGAGUCUGACAAGGCCACCCCAAAGCCUGAACCACAACCCAAGCCCAAGACCACCCCAGCAAAGCCGGAACCCAAGCCAACGCCUAAACCGCAACCAAACCCCAACCCUCAUCCCGGACCAUCCAAGUCGAAGCCGUCGGUGUAUGCACGUCGCGUUGGCUCCGGCGAGCCCCUCAACUGAGCUGAGCUGCUCAGCUCUGCAUGAAUCGAGGGACCAAGCAAGCAGAACAUGCCACGUAUGGACAUGCUACCAUAACUACCUAAUCCAUGGUUGAAUAACACUAUAACAGGGCAUCCUUCGAUAAGAAUAUAUAUUACCUGCAGCCUAUGUGUGCUUAUGUGUGUACGUGUUCGUGUGUAGCAUGCAUGUAGCAUGGCGACCCCAUGUCCCCAUGUACGCCAGGCCAGUGUGCUUGUUGAUUUACGCUUUCAAAUCUUGUAUGUACCACCAGCUUUCGUGUGUUUAUCACGAUCAAUAAAAACAUAUAUACUACUACGCUUGUUGAUC